Messenger RNA from Lacerta agilis (Sand lizard), 481 nucleotides. Its product is annotated as ovomucoid-like. Lineage: Eukaryota; Metazoa; Chordata; Lepidosauria; Squamata; Lacertidae. Bases 54 to 320 code for a protein of 88 amino acids. The transcript has 4 exons. The record is from RefSeq and is a predicted model, not a curated record. Gene Ontology annotation, molecular function: protein binding; serine-type endopeptidase inhibitor activity.
CACCGGGAGACUGGACACCGGCAAAAGCAUCAGCAUCAAAUCACACUAUCUGCAUGAUGAAGGCUGCAGCUGUGCUGUUCCUCCUCCUAGCACUCUAUUGCUGCUUCUUUGCCUCAGAUGCUCGUCAUUCCUAUGAGCCACAGGUUGACUGCAGUGCUUAUAUGAAGCUUUCCGACAGGACCAAAUCUAAAGGAUGCACCCUGGAGUACUUCCCAGUAUGUGGUUCCAAUGGCCAAACGUACACCAACAAAUGUCUCUUUUGCAGAGCAGCCAUAGCAAGUCAAGGGAAGAUCCAUUUUAAGCAUUAUGGGAAAUGCUGAGUCACUGCCACACACGGCCUAUGGAGGCGUGAUCCGUUCAUCUCUGGCAGCUCUGUCUUGCUCUUUUCAUCUCAUCCUGCCGCAUCCUAAUCCACUCAAGCUUUUGUUCUUUUCAAGUUUCUCCUGAUCUGUUGAUUUAAAAUAAAGACUUCCCAGACUUA